This is a messenger RNA of Cotesia congregata, 408 nucleotides long. The record is from the annotation of a GenBank genome assembly. NCBI's taxonomy places the organism in Eukaryota, Metazoa, Arthropoda, Insecta, Hymenoptera, Braconidae.
AUGUAUUUGUGGAAGGCACAACUUUUUAUUUUUUUUUUAUUCAACUCUUAUAGUUAUUCUACUGCAUGUCCUUCUAAAGAUGAAUAUGCACCAACAUUUUUUGGCAAAAUUGCUAACUGGUUUAGAAAUUUAAAAGACCGAAUUGUUGGAUUUUUUAAUGGCUCUCCACCACCAGCACCACAAGAUGAUUGCGGAACCAUUACUAAUUCAAGUAUAGCAAACGGUUCUCCAUCACUCAGUGAAAAAUUGCCAGAAAAUGAUGCCGAAAAAAAUACAUUUGAGACUUCUACUACAACAGAAUCCGUCACAAGUUUAUCGAGUGAAAAAUCUAUCGAUGAAAAUACUGAAGUAAAAAAAACUAGUAGUACUCCUAAAGCUCCUCAAUCUGCAGAAGUCAUCGAACCAUAA